This is a messenger RNA of Fonsecaea nubica, 555 nucleotides long. RefSeq lists its product as hypothetical. The transcript has a single exon. Lineage: Eukaryota; Fungi; Ascomycota; Eurotiomycetes; Chaetothyriales; Herpotrichiellaceae. Bases 1 to 555 code for a protein of 184 amino acids. The record is from RefSeq and is a predicted model, not a curated record.
AUGGUGUCCAAGCUUCACGCAGACUUUGAUAUUCCUUGGUGCAAGAACCUUUUGCAGUCUGACAUCUUCGAAGUCGAUAUACCCUAUCAACACCCUUAUCGGAAUGACCCCCCCUUUAACAAAGAUCUCUCCAACAGUAUGUUCCGACAGACUCUCUAUACCGCCGACGGUAUCCGCGCGCAAAUCAACUUUAAGCGACGCACGGCAGAGGUAGACUCUAUCAUUCCCUGGGAAUACUGUUGUCUCUUGUCCCUUGGGCCUGGGAUCGAUGGCAAGACGGGUCGUGCACACGGGGGGUUCAAUGCCUUGUUGCUGGAUCAGAUGACUGGAACUGUGGCGUCAAUGGUGUCGCAGACCAUGGCACCGUCGACGGCUACCAUGACAGUCGAUUACAAGGCGCCGAUUGACACGCCAGGGGUGAUACUGUGUCGCGCAUGGCCAAUCGAGCGACAAGGGCGGAAAACAUGGAUCAAGGCGAGGAUCGAGGACGGGCAGGGCAAGCUGCUCGCAAGUGGAAAGUCACUCUUCAUUGAUGCGAGACAACAGAAAAUAUAA